Molecule: messenger RNA, 1677 nt
Organism: Dioszegia hungarica
Lineage: Eukaryota; Fungi; Basidiomycota; Tremellomycetes; Tremellales; Bulleribasidiaceae
Product: cytochrome P450
Exons: 9
Coding region: 1-1677 (558 amino acids)
Molecular function (GO): iron ion binding; heme binding; monooxygenase activity
Source: RefSeq, a predicted model, not a curated record
AUGGAGUCCUACUUCACCUACCUAUACAUCUCCGUCUUCAUUGGGCUCCUCGCCUAUGUGGUGGUAUAUCGCGUCUGGACUUUGCCCUAUGCGAAUCUACCUGGGCCUACCUCCCCCAGCUGGCUCUUUGGCAAUACCAAGCAGAUCUCCGCCGUUGAGCCUGGUGCCAAGCACGAAGAAUGGGCCAAAGCCUACGGAACGACGUAUCGCCACCAUAUCCUCUUCGGCAAAUCCCAAAUCGUCACCACCGACCUUACCGCCAUCAGCUUCAUCAUCUCGCACGCGGACGAGUUCCCCAAGCCCGCUCUGAUGCGCAAGUCCUUCGCCUUUCUCCUCGGAGAAGGUCUCGCCGUCGUCGAGGGAGACGACCACCGUCGACAGCGCCGCGUCCUCAACCCCUGCUUCAACCAGCAGGUCGUCCGGGGUCUCCUGCCCACCUUCUACGACAUGGCCGAGCAGCUGCGCGAGAAGCUUUUGGCCGUGAUCGAGGACGAUCCGGACAAUGCCGCUUCGCCUACGCCGGCCAAGGGAGAGGAUGUCGUCCCCGGCGGUCGCAAGAUUGAUGUGAUCAAGUACCUCACCAUGUGUACCAUAGACAUCAUCGGGAAGGCGGGCUUCGACUGGGACUUCCAGGCGCUCAGCAAGCCGAAGAACGUGCUUGCGGAGGCGUACGACAGCAUGUUCUCGGCGGGGUACAUCCACCCCCUCGCCGCGUUCCUGCAGAACGCCAUCCCUGGAGCCGAUCGUAUUCCUACCAAGUAUCAGACCAUCAUGAACGAAAGUCGCGCUACCACGCGCCGUAUCGGUCAGAAGUUGAUGGACGACAAGAAGAAGGCCAUCAAAGCCAGCUUCGAUGAGGGUCUCCAGAAGGGCGACGAUAUCGGCAAGGAUCUGCUAUCCAUCUGCAUCCGGGCAAACAUGGCUUCAGACCUAGCUCCAGAGCAGCGACUCAGCGAUGAGGAAGUUCUCGCCCAGAUCACCACCUUCCUGCUCGCAGGGAAUGAGACCUCCUCCACCGCCCUCACCUGGAUCCUAUACCUGCUCGCCCAAUAUCCCGAAGAGCAGAAACGUCUCCGCGAGGAGAGUCUCGGGGUCGAUAAUGAGCGUCUUUCCCUUGAGGCCAUUUCGUCCCUCCCCUACCUCGACGGUGUCGUCCGAGAAGCCCUCCGCCUCUUCCCGCCCGUCGCCGGCAGAGUAUCCGAGGCGGCUAAGGAUAUGGUCGUCCCGCUUGGUCGAGCUGUCCAGGGCCAAGACGGGAAGGUGAUGGAGCACAUCAAGGUGCCCAAGGGAACUUUGGUCAACAUCCCGUACCGCAACGUUCACAUCUCCGAAGACAUCUUCGGGCCCGAUGCCGCCCUCUUCAACCCCUCCCGCCACAUCAAAGAAGGGCAAGAUGACCACCUCCGCGCCACCCAGAACACCGUCCCGGGCGUAUGGGGCAACCUGCUCUCCUUCUUCGGAGGCGCCAGAGGGUGUGUGGGCUACAAACUUGCUCUGGCCGAGAUCAAGGUGAUCCUCUUUGUGCUGGUCAGGGGAUUGGUAUUUGAGGAGCUGGCGAGCAAGCCGGUCAUCAAUCGCCACCUUGAUCUGGUCAACGUACAGCGACCCCGAGUCGUAGGCGAGGAGGCUGCCGGUAUGCAGAUGCCGCUCAUGGUCAAGCCCCUUAUUCGGGCUUGA